This is a messenger RNA of Coffea eugenioides, 2209 nucleotides long. Its product is annotated as rust resistance kinase Lr10-like. Bases 42 to 2012 code for a protein of 656 amino acids. Gene Ontology annotation, biological process: protein phosphorylation. The record is from RefSeq and is a predicted model, not a curated record. Lineage: Eukaryota; Viridiplantae; Streptophyta; Magnoliopsida; Gentianales; Rubiaceae. The transcript is spliced from 3 exons. Gene Ontology annotation, molecular function: protein kinase activity; ATP binding; polysaccharide binding.
CUUCCUCCCUCCAUUUCCAGACGUACUAGGCCCAUAAAGAUAUGUCAAAGCUGCAAAUCCUCUGCAUCUCUUUUCUGCUCUUGUUUUGCUGCCUCAUAAUCAAAGCCCAGAGCACUAGUAAUAAGAAUUCCGAUCAUGGCUGUGUUCCAUCCUCCUGCGGGAACAUAAAAAACAUAGCCUACCCCUUCCGUUUAAAAGGUGAUCCCAAGAAUUGUGGUGACCCGGACUUCGAACUCGACUGCCAGAACAAUCGCACCAUUCUAACCUUGAAUUCCAAGAAAUUCCAUGUCCAGGCCAUCACUUACGAUAACUUCACAAUCAGAGCAGUUGACCCGGGUGUAGACAACAAUGAUUCCUGCUCUUUCCCCACUUAUGCAUCCAUCCGAUACGAUGAUCUUCCAACCCUCGUGUACAACAAAUUCUUUGAUUACAACAUCCCCGUGGCUUACAUCAACUGUCUGAAACCCGUAAAUGCUUCCCGAUACCUGGACAAUACUGCCUGCAGAAAUGGGAGCGCCGCUGCCGGUAGUAGUAGUUCCGCAUUUUCCAACUCUUCCAGGGUCCACAGUUACAUUGCCGUUGGGGAAGAUUUGAAGGUAUCGGAUUUGGAGGAGUCUUGUGGGGUUGAGAUGUUCACCAGGGUCUCAUCCCGUGGACCCAUGAAGGAUAUCACGACUUCUUUGGCAAGCGUUCAUGAGUUGUUGGCUUAUGGGUUUGAGCUCUCGUGGUUCAGGGUGUUAUGUCAAGAAUGUGAAUCCACUCAUGGGUCUUGCAGUCUCCAAGAUAACACUGUUACUUGUCGCCAUUAUUGCCCUGAAGACGUACCACUUUCACAACUUGGUUUUCGCUGUCAGUUCGAGUUCUGGGGUGGUAUUAUUGCACUCAUUUCGGCCAUUGCUUUAGGAGGACUUGUGGGACUGCGAUUUUUAUGUGGCAUUACGUGCUUAAUAGCAUUAGUGGUGUAUAAAUGGAGAAGACGACACUUAUCAGCUGAUGAAACCAUUGAAGAGUUUCUGCAAAGCCAAACUGGCCUUGCACCGAUUAAGUACAGUUACUCUGAGAUCAAGAAGAUGACAGAGAACUUUAGGGAGAAGCUGGGCGAAGGAGCCUGUGGAUCUGUAUAUAAAGGGAAACUUCGUAGUGGGCCUUUUGUUGCAGUGAAGAUAAUAGAAAACUCCAUCACUAGUGAGCUAGAAUUUGUGAGUGAAGUUGCUACAAUUGGUAGGAUUCACCAUGUAAAUGUGGUGCAGCUCGUUGGUUUCUGCACUGAAGGAUUAAAACGUGCUUUAAUAUAUGACUUCAUGCCGAAUGGCUCUCUUGACAAAUACAUUUUCCCAAGGGGACAGUCUGUUUCCUUGAGCUGUGAGAAGCUGUUUGAAAUUGCUCUUGGGGUGGCUCGUGGGAUUGACUAUCUACAUCGAGGUUGUGACAUGAGGAUCCUACACUUUGAUAUCAAACCCCACAACAUUCUUCUGGAUGAGAAUUUUAAUCCCAAAAUAUCUGAUUUUGGGCUUGCUCAAUUAUGUCCAACCAAUGAAAGCUUUAUAUCCCUCCCAGCUGCAAGAGGAACAAUGGGAUACAUAGCUCCGGAGUUGUUCUAUAAAAACAUUGGAGGGGUCUCGUAUAAGGCUGAUGUGUAUAGCUACGGAAUGCUGUUGAUGGAGAUGGCAAGCAGGAGGGAAAAUAGAAAUCCAGGUGCUGAGCAUGUCAGUCAGAUUUACUUCCCUUCUUGGGCUUAUGACCAUCUUCAUGCUGGAAAGGACAUAGAUAUGGGAUGUGCUACUGCAGAAGAAAGGAAGCUGGUGAAGAAGAUGAUUCUGGUGGCUUUGUGGUGCAUACAGAUGAAGCCAGCUGAUCGACCGCCUAUGAACAAACUCGUUGAGAUGCUUGAAGGAGAUGCUAAUCUCGUGCAUAUGCCUCCAAAACCUUUCCUAGCUCCACGCGAGAUGGCUGAGGAAUAUGGGACAAAUACAAGUGGAGGAUCAUCAUCUUUGGUACUAUCUAUCCAUUGAGACCACAGAUUAUGCUGCUAGUUAGCACAUUCAGAUGGGGAAAAUUACUUUUAGGCAAGCCUAAAUAGUUUUUAUUUGUUUAUUCUUUGGACUGGAAAUCUGCAAGGUGAAGCUUGAAAUCUUUUUCUUAAAUUCUGUGAGUAAAUCUUUUGUUUCUUUGGGUGGAACUCCGUAAGUUGAAGCCAUCGCUGUUGUUA